AUGAAAGCCAACUACGCAAAAAUGCACCAUGUCCGGCAAGCCGGUGUGGUGAUGGUCCUUGUCCUUAGCGCUGUUGUCGCUUGUGCCUCCGCCGGUGGCUACGGCGGCGGCUACGGCCAUGGUGCCGGUCUUGGCUACGGAGGUGGCUACGGUGCCGGUCUCGGCCUGGGCGGUUUCGGCUACGGUGCUGGACUUGGCGGUUUCGGACUCGGCGGCGGAUUCGGCGGCGGAUUCGGCGGCGGAUUCGGUGGUGGACUCGGCGGUGGACUCGGCGGUGGAUUCGGCGGCGGUGUUGGCAGUGGACUCGGCAGGGCCGUGGGUCUUGGUCUCGCUGCUGGAGUCGGCGCCGGAGUCGGCGUUGGAGUCGGCGGCACCCUCGCCGGCGGUGGCGUUGCCAGCGCUCCACGUCUCCUCGGUGUUGGACCAGCCCUAGCUCAGGGAGUUGCCACCGUGUCCGUUCUCAGGCAACCAGUCGUCCAGCAGCACCAUGUCACUCGUCAAGUGGUGAACUACGUCAGAGCUCCAGUUACCACUGUCUCCCACAAUGUCAGGCCUACUGUCCUCAACCAUGCUGGCGGAUUCGGCGGCGCUGGCUUCGGUCUCGGUGGCGCUGGUCUCGGUCUUGGCGCCGGUCUCGGUGGCUUCGGCGGUGGUUACGGCUUUGGCGGGGGCUACGGCCUUGGAGGGGGCUACGGCCUUGGAGGAGGAUAUGGUGCCAAGGGAGGUUACGGACUUGCCGGAGGUUUCGGCAAGGGAUGGUAG
Ornithodoros turicata is the source of this 762-nucleotide messenger RNA. RefSeq lists its product as uncharacterized. NCBI's taxonomy places the organism in Eukaryota, Metazoa, Arthropoda, Arachnida, Ixodida, Argasidae. Bases 1 to 762 code for a protein of 253 amino acids. The transcript is spliced from 2 exons. The record is from RefSeq and is a predicted model, not a curated record.